GCAAUUUCCAGGGCAUGAGGAUGUACCGAUCUCCAGAGCUAGGCCAAGGUCCCUGAACGCUGGAUCUACGACCCUAUCUACUCCGUACCUCACCUAGGUAUCUACGCGGUCCGUUUCUGACGUGGGUGAAUGGCGCCCCGUGAAGGCCUAGCUUGUUGGCUGGCUCUGGUUCCAGGCUUUCCAUUCAGGUGUGCCGUAAGCAGCCCUGGAGGAGAGACUCGACAUCAGGUAAUAAUCAGGUACCGACCGUCUUAUAACCUCCCGAUUCGCCUCGCCUCGGCCGUAUGCACACUCGAAAGGGGGCUCCCUGGCCGCCCCGGCCAACCAUAUGCCUGCCUCUGUGCAUUGUUUUCAAAGAAAAUGCCCACCGACUAGACCUGGAAAGAUCGAUGAGGCGGUCAUGCAAGUGAUCUCGUUACCUCUACUCCGUACAGACUGUGUGGUUGCCCAGGAGAGAAGGAGGGGAAGAGAGAGACUCGCCCGGGAUCGCUCUAGUUUAGGCCUACAGUGGUUACUAGCCUAGGCUUACUCUCCUCUCUUUCGAGUCUCUCCUGCUCCCCGCCACCAAGAGGCGGCAUUCGAGCCUGAGCUGACGGGCCUACACUGGUGCUAAAGUGACGAGCCUUGCGCUAUCGAACAGCCCCCAGGGCACACUCGGACACGCACAGAUAUGCACCGACGCUCACACUCGUCACUCGUCACUUGUCCGCUCGUCACUCGUCCACCUCCUCACUCCUCACCUCCUCACCUCCUCACCUCCUCACCUCCUCA
Molecule: messenger RNA, 771 nt
Organism: Ilyonectria robusta
Lineage: Eukaryota; Fungi; Ascomycota; Sordariomycetes; Hypocreales; Nectriaceae
Exons: 1
Coding region: 130-375 (81 amino acids)
Source: RefSeq, a predicted model, not a curated record